CCAUGACUGGCAAGAAGGGGAAGCAGUGGAGGUCCAUGUGCAAAGGCCUGGUCCUGGGUACCCUCCUGACCAGUUGCAUGAUCCUGGUUUACUGCCUCUCCACUCCACAGACCCACUUCAGUCUGCCAGAGGUUCCAGUGCCUUACUCGUGUGCCCACCGUCCAUCCCAGGUGCACCCCAAACCAGCCACAAACAGCUCUAAACAAACCACUGGCCAGACCUGCACGCCUAAAGUGGAUAUCAUGUUCAUGAAGACCCACAAAACAGCCAGCAGCACCUUCCUCAACAUCCUUUUCCGAUUUGGAGAGAAGCAUCGGCUUAAAUUUGCCUUUCCUAACAGCAGAAAUGACUUCUUUUAUCCGUCUCUCUUCCAGCGCUCGCAGGUUAAGGACUAUAGACCUGGAAUGUGCUUUAAUGUUAUCUGUAAUCACAUGCGCUUCAAUGCACCUGAGGUGGCCAAGCUACUACCUAUGGACACUUCCUACAUCACUAUUCUGCGAGACCCUGCAGAGCUUUUUGAAUCAUCCUUCCACUACUUUGGCCGGCUAGUACCCUUUACCUGGAAGAUACCAGGUGAUGACAAGCUGACUGAGUUUCUACGUGACCCCCGUUACUACUUUGAUCCAGAGGGCUUCAAUUCUUUCUACCUCAAGAAUCUGCUGUUCUUCGACUUUGGACAGGACAACACUCUGGAACUUGAUGAUCCGCGAGUAGAAGAGGGAAUCAAAUUCAUUACUGACCGUUUUCAGCUUGUCAUGUUGGUGGAAUACUUUGAGGAAUCCCUCAUCCUGCUUAAGGAUGCCCUCUGCUGGGAGAUGGAUGACUUGCUCUUCUUCAAGCUCAAUGCCCGCAAGGGAUCCACUGUGUCUAAACUGACCCCUGAGCUGAGGGCCAGGGCUCUUGAGUGGAACCCUAUUGACUGGAAGCUGUACCAACAUUUCAACCAGACUUUCUGGAAGAAAGUAGAUGCAUAUGGACGUCAGCGGAUGGCUGAGGAUGUGGCAGAGCUCAGGGGAAGGAACAAGGAGAUGGCAUCCAUCUGCAUUGAGGGCGGUCAUGCUGUAGAAGCUGGCAGCAUCCAAGAGACGGCCAUGCAACCCUGGCAGCCCAUCGGAGAGAAGUCCAUCAUGGGCUAUAACAUGAAAAAAAAUGUGGACAAGGCACAUCGGAAGUUGUGCCGCAAGAUGUUGAUGCCAGAGCUUCAGUACUUAACAGAGCUAGGGGUUAACCUGUGGAUCACCAAGCUGUGGGGCCAUAUCCGAGAUAUCAUUAACUGGUGACUAGGUGUGCGAGCAAGAGGGGCCAACUCAACUCUGACAGACUGUAUUAUAAGUAUGGGAAUCUGACUGUGUGGCUGAUAGAAGGAAAGGUGAAAGGUUUCUGUCAUGUCAAUCUUACGAUCAGUCUCAUUUUGUUGAAAUGUAUUCACAUCAACUUGUUUGCAUUUCAUAUGAUUGUGCACUGUGGUGUAUCUGAUGGGUGCUUGAGAGAAAAAAAAUACAUUAUAGACCUCGCAAUCUAUAAAUACUGAACCAGUUUACUGCAUGCAGGCAAGGCUUAGUAUUGUUCUCUAUGUUUGUGAGUGCUUGGGGAUGUGAGCUAAUGGAGUAGAUGAAUGAAGAAUUAAGUUUAAGACUAAUUUUAUAAGCCCUUUAAUGGAAUAAAGACCAAAAUCUUGCUAUCUCUGCCAAAUUUUUAGGGUGUUUGAACACGGAAAGAAUAAAUAGUACUUCAUUUUGAGCUAAAUAAUGUCAAUAAUGUCUCAAAGUUUCAAAGAAACUGAAGACCCACGAAGGGCUCAUGUCGAGAUGCAAAGAUGGCAAAUGUAAGUAUUAUAUCCUGCUUUACUGUCUAUGGAGGACAAAAUCAACCAUGAUUUAAGAAAAAUAGAUGAGCAAAUACAGAUCUUUCUAAUCACAGAUAUUUUUUUUCACUUGUAAUACCAUGGAAAGCACAGAUACAACUAAUAACAUUAACAAUUGCUCUGUCCCAAUACCCCGGACAUGCUACAAAUCAAAUGUCAUAAGCAGGCAUUGAUAAGAAGAUAUCUGUCAUAAAAAUGGUCUGAUAAAUAAUAUGCCCAUCAAUAAAUUAAAUAGGUAGUACAACACUAUGCAAUCAAGAAGAAUAAUUUUAUUGCCCAUUUAUUUUCCUUGUCAGUCAACAAAUGAUAUAGGUUGAGUCUGACAUUACAUUUUUCUUUUUCAAGGCACUUUGCCGUUGAUAUGACUAAUCCUAAUGACAUUCGCCCUGACCUGGUGUUGUGGCAGGCACGCUGAUGAUGUGGUGGGACUUUGUUGCAUGAGCCAAAAAUAAAAUUCACUGUUAGCCAAGUAAGGUAAAUCCUAUGUAGUAAGGCACCAUGACAGUGACUAACAGUGUUAAAUGCCACUUACAUGUGUUUACACAGCCGUUCUAAUAGAGAAACGAAAAUACACAUUUUCUGUUUCUGCACUAUAUCCCUCAUUUAUUGCUUAAUUUGUCACCAUUCACUUAUGUUACGUUUUAUCCACGUUUUUACCCAUACUGUAUUUCUAUGCUUUUAGUAUUCUGUUUAUUGUGUAUUUGAUAUGUCAUGGUGUCAGUCAUUGAUUGAUUCAUUUGUAAUUUACUGAUUUUGUCCUCCAUAUACCUCCCCAUUUCUCAUGGCAAUGUAUCUUUUUAUCCACAAAAUAAAAUGAAAAUUACAUGUAAUAUUGCAUGUAUUAAAUGUUUUGUCUCAGUCAUAAAACUGACAGCUUCAACUCUGUGACUUUAAUUCUUAUUACUGUCUGUAAUGAAGGUUGUUCUUGGUUUCUAAUAUAUGGAUGUAUAAGAUAUCCAUCUUUGAUUAAAAUAUAUGUAGCCAUUCUUGCCUAAGUAUAAACCCGUGCUCGCAGUCGGGUCAGAAGGUCCCCGCUGGUUGUAAAAAUAAAACAAAACACAAGUAUAACAGAAAAAUAAAAGUCCAAGGAGGGUGAGUAUUUCUUAUAAAAACUUUAUAAUCACAACAAUUAAACACUC
This is a messenger RNA of Scatophagus argus, 3003 nucleotides long. It is a transcript of the gene gal3st1a, whose product is annotated as galactose-3-O-sulfotransferase 1a. The transcript has 2 exons. Lineage: Eukaryota; Metazoa; Chordata; Actinopteri; Scatophagidae. The record is from RefSeq and is a predicted model, not a curated record. Gene Ontology annotation, cellular component: membrane. Gene Ontology annotation, biological process: galactosylceramide biosynthetic process; myelination. Bases 3 to 1280 code for a protein of 425 amino acids. Gene Ontology annotation, molecular function: galactosylceramide sulfotransferase activity.